This is a messenger RNA of Vidua macroura (Pin-tailed whydah), 2715 nucleotides long. RefSeq names its product NIMA related kinase 10 (gene NEK10). The record is from RefSeq and is a predicted model, not a curated record. Gene Ontology annotation, biological process: protein phosphorylation. Gene Ontology annotation, molecular function: ATP binding; protein kinase activity. NCBI's taxonomy places the organism in Eukaryota, Metazoa, Chordata, Aves, Passeriformes, Viduidae.
AUGCCGGAUCAGGACAAAAAGUUGAAGAGCACAGAAAAAGCAACAGAAAAAAAGCCUCCUAUAUCUCUUAGGGAUUAUUCUGAUCUCAAAAGGCUUCAGUCUCUCUUAAGUGUUCAGUCAAGGAACCAACAGCUUCCAGCUAUAUAUUUUGAAAGUGGUCAAAAGACAAGAACUUGGCAAAAUGUCAAAAGCAAUGAACAAAAGUCCAAUGGUCAAUGACAAGAAUCAACAGAAGCUGUUGAGCUUGAAAAAUUUAGUGUGACCCACAAGAAUGAGAGAAAUUUUAACAAGCAUCCCAAGUGUCAGCUGUUUCAAGAUAUCUUCACAACUUUAGUUAAGGACAGACUUGCCUGCAGGCAAUGGGUUAUUCAAGCUCCAUCCAUCCAUUUUCUUAGAGUAUUAAUCUGCCUGAGAUUAUUAAUAAGGGAUCCAUGUACCAGGUCAGAAAUGCUCGACAGCCUGCGUGGAAUUGAAAAUCUAGCUCAGUAUAUGGAAACAGCAGCAAAUCGUUAUUUUAAUUACAGAGAAGAGCAGCAUUAAGUAGACAAGUCAGUCAACAUGACAUAUAUUUUCCAAAGGCUUGCUGCUGUUAGAAAGCAGAGAGAAUGGGUUAUAGCAAGUGGAGCACAUAAAACCUUAGUAGAUUUGUUAUCUGCCAGAGACAGCCAUGAGUUUUUUGGUGACCUUCUUUCCGCGACUAGCUCAGCAGAAUGUCCAAAAUGUAGGGAGGAGAUAAGUGAGAUUGUUGAGAAAUUGCUGGUGAUAUUACAUGAACACAAUUUUCUCUCUAACAGGUUCACAGCAGAGUUGCUAUGACUCCUUUGUGCAGAGUCAUGAGUCAAAAAGCAAAUAAAAAUGUAUGAAGGAGUUGCAGUCAUGCUCAGUUUUCUCCAUUCUGAUCACAUCAAACUUCUAUGGAGUACAGUUUGUAAUCUGGUACAAGUUUGUGAAGAUCCUGAGACUAGUGUGGAAAUUUGGAUCUGGGGUAGAAUCAAGCAGCUCCUUCAUAUGCUACAGGAAUAGGGAAAGGCUCAUCUGACCCUUAUAUCAAACUCUUCAGCUGGAAGUUUAUCUAGUGCAAAUGCAGCAGGGAUAAUCCAGUAUCUUCAUUUGUCAGAUGAGCAGCCUGAUGAGAUACAAGAAAAUACUUUCUCACUUCAAGCAGCUUGUUGUGCUGCAGUUACUGAACUGGUGCUCAAUGAGGCUCAUGCUUACCAGCUUGUACAGCUAGGAAGAUUUUAUUCAGCAAAUGCAAUAUAUACAAUAGCAAAGCCUAUUUUACCAGACAAAGAAAGAAAUGCUGAAAAAGCCAGUUUAUUGCAGUAUUAUAUUUUCAGAGCCCUGAAAUUUCUCUUCAGUAUGGAAAGAAAUCGACAUAUUUUUGAAAGCUUUUUUUCACAAGCUGACUUUUGGCUUGCAAAGCGAAGGCAAGAAAACAGCAAACUUGCCUCAGUAGUGGGAACCAUCCUAUACUCGUGUCCUGAAGUUGUAAAGGGUGAGCUGUAUGGAGAGAAGGCUGAUGUCUGGGCUGCUGGAUGCAUCCUUUAACAGAUGGCCACUCUGAACCCACCAGUCUACAGCACCAAUAUGCCCUCCUUGGCAACUAAAGUAUUCGGGGCUGUGUAUGAACCUGUGCCAGAAGGACUGUACUCUGAAAAAGUCUCAUUUACCAUUAAGAGCUGCUUGACUCCUGAUGCAGAGGCACAUCCAGACAUAGUGGAGGUCAACUCACUGCUGUCAGAUGUGAUGAUGAAGUACCUGGAUGUUUUAUCCACCUCUCAUCUCAUGCUGGAGAAGAAACUGGAUUGGGAGAGGAGACAAACCCAGCAGUACUUCAUGGAGGCUAAUCGAAAUGCAAUAACCUAUCACCAUCAACUUUCCAUUUUAUCUCAGAAAAAUGAUGAGAAGUUGAGUCUGCAUCGUAGCAGCAGUGGAGUAGCCAGUUGCAAAAGUGAAUUUUCAGAAAAUACUGACCUUCCAGUUGACAGUUGUUAGUCUGCACAUGGAAAAGAUGAGGAAAGAACAUAUGAAGCAAUCCUGGUAGAGGAUGACAGGACUAUGGAGAAAGGUAGACAUUAGCAAAAGAAGCAUCAGGUAUUUUCUCUGAAUGACAGUGAGAUAGACAUAGUGGACAAUUCAAGCAGCUCUAGUUCAAGUAAUUUGGAAGAGUCUACUAUUGCUAUAAUUAAACUAAGCCUUAGUGCUUCUGAAAGACAGCCUCAGAUAAGAGAUUAUGUUUACGGUUCUGGAUCAAGACUGCGAUCAGUGUUGGCAGGAAUUGCGGUAUCACAAAGGAAGGUGCAUCAGAUCAGUGGUCUUGUUCAGCAGAUUCUUGUUCAGCUGCACAAAAUUAUCUUCAGCACUCAACUUCCUCCAGCUUUGCAAUGCAACUUGAAAAGGAGAAUCAGUGAGAGAUUCAAGUCCCUCUUCAGUCAGCAGAACAAUCUUUGUAAACUGAAAUUGGAAAUCAAAAACACCAUUUACUACUUGUGGUCAAAUGUUGCUGAAUUGAUUGAACCCAGUAUCUUCACAUCAGAUGGGCAUGGGAUACAUCUUUCUUCAGGUGGAAAUAUGUUGCUUCCAGCUGAUAGAAAAGGCAUUUUUGGCGCUUCUGGCAUGGCAGAAGGGAUGACAUAUGAACAGCUGCAGACUCUAAUUGAAGAGGUUCUAGAGGAAAGUGGUUAUUAUAGUUUCUCUUCUUACAGGUCAGUCUAG